This is a messenger RNA of Effrenium voratum, 4185 nucleotides long. NCBI's taxonomy places the organism in Eukaryota, Dinophyceae, Suessiales, Symbiodiniaceae. The record is from the annotation of a GenBank genome assembly.
AUGGAGCGCUCGGAGGCGGCCUUGGGGUCUCACGGCCCUGCAGCGGAGAAGAAGGCGGAGGAUGGCAAGGACGGAGAUUUGUAUCGCAUCUCCCUGGGGAACGUGGCGACCCGAAAGCUGGCGUACAUCAACAUCUCCUUUGUGCAAGAGCCCGCCCUGGAAGUCACCAACAUGCAGGAUCCCCGGAACUUCUUACGCUUCCUGCUCCCGGCCAUGAGGCUUCCCCCGCCCCGGUACUGCGGAGGUGGGAGCUGUGCAGAGAGGGGCCUCGAGGCUAUGGCGGCGCAGAGAUCUUGGGAGGCCGACGCGCCCAGCGCUCGUCUUGGCUCCUUCCGCGUGCGCACGGUGGUCCGGCCGGCGGCGACGGUCACUUCGCCGUCCCACGGGCACUUGAUUGUGACAAGGAAGGAGGGAGACACAGGGCCAGUGACGGCUGAGCUGGAGAUGGGGGAGGAGCAUGAAGAGGAGCUCAACCGGGAUGUGGUCCUGCGAAUCCACUUCGAGGAGGAGAAGCUGCCGCUGCGCGCGGUUCUGGAGCAGCACCCGGUCACCAAGACAUGGGCUGGGCUCCUGGAGAUGGUCCCAAGCUUUGACUGGGACCUCCUGGAUAAGGUGGAGGUGACCUUCCUAGUCGACCGCAGCGGCUCUAUGAGCGGCAAGCGUAUCCAGCUGGCGAGGGGCGCGCUGGAGCACUUUGUACGGUCAAUGCCGGCAGAGGCUCGGGUGAACCUCGUGGGUUUCGGCAGCACGACCUCGCGGCUCUUCGACGGCGCGGAGAAGCUGCGGGGCCCGCGCUUCGGCGAGGCGGUGACCUACGCGCGGCGCCUGGAGGCCAACCUUGGGGGCACCGAGAUGCACUCGCCGCUGGAGACCGUGCUGUCGGCUCCUUUGUCGGAGGGAUGCGAACUCAGACGGGUACUCGUGUUGACCGACGGCGCUGUGUGGAACUCGGAUCAGCUGCUGCGAACGACUCGGCGCCUGUGUCAGGCCAAUUGCAGCGUUCACACGCUGGGCCUGGGCGAUGGCGCCUCCACCGCCUUGGUGGAGGGUUUGGCUCGAGCAGGGCACGGCACCGCGCGCUUCGUGGCGGAUGGUGAGGAGGAGGACCUGGAGGAGACAGUUGUCAGCAUCAUGGCUGCAGCCCUUCAGGCACCAGCUGAUGGCUUCACCAUUGACUGGCCUCGCUCGCCGCUCUUGUUGAAACGUGGGGGUUCCUUGCCGGACUCCGUUGCAUCAGCCCAGAGCCGCGACAGCAGAAUUGAGCGCUUUGUGUCACAGGGCGGGUUCCUGUGGGGCCCUUUGGAGGUGUCACCCUUGGCUCCAGCGUACUGGGGGCGGCGCUGGUUUGCUUACGCCUUUUUGGGCCGCCUCAACGGUGACCAAUUGCCAGAGACCAUCCGCGUGUCAGGGAAACGCAGAGGCCAGCCUUUCAACCUCAGCGCCCCAGUGGCGCGACGAGACGGCCAAGCCCUGCACACGAUGGCGGCGUGGCACCUGGUGGAAUCUUUGGAGUCUUUUCCGCACUCGGUUUUGGGGGAGGCCCAUGGCCUGCCCAACCCAGAGGACAAGCAGUGGCAGAGCGUGGGAGUUGCGGUGUGCUAUGGCAUUGCUACGGUGAAGACAUCCUGGGUUGCCAUCAAAAGGGAGGCGACCAUCGCAUCGCAGACUCGGACAACUGAGGACACGACUCUGUCAGUUGGGGGUGCGUCCAGUCUCUCCGUGUACGGUUUGGCCAGAUUUGGCAGCAGCAUGUCCGUCCUCGAUUUUGCCCACCAUGGCAGCAGCAUGGCAUUGCGAAGUUUUGCUCGCCUGGGUAGCACACUGGCUGUGUACGGCUUGGCCAGACUUGGCAGCAGCCUGUCUGUCCUCGACUGUGUCCAACUUGGCAGCAGCAUGGCAUUGCGAAGUUUUGCUCGUAUGGGUAGCAGCGUGGCCAUCCUUGAUUUCCUUAGCUGCGGCAGCAGCCUUUCCCUCAGAAGUUUUUGUCGCCUGGGCAGUCGCUUCUCCGUCCUGGUGGGAUCCUCCUGGUCGCAAAAUAUUUCUGGGCCAAGCCUUGACCUCGCUGACUCACCGUCGGCAGAAUCGCCAGACCUGCCGUUGAAGAAGAAGGUAGCCUUUGUCUUCAUGGAGUUUGCAGACCUUCAUGUGCCGGUGGCAAGCAUCGAUUGCGAGGCGCCGGCUCCGAGCUGUGUGUGCUCAAUCUCGUCAAUGAAUUUGACCGGCCUCAUCAAGCGUCCGACGAGCUUGUUCCUGUCAGCCAAGCGCAACCUCACCAGCCUGGAUGCGGAUGUCAACAUGAGCUCACUACAUGUAUUGGAGAACUGCAGCUUACGUGCCGGGAGUCGAAGUGUUGCAUUUCUCAACUUGAGCGACUUCCACCAGAGCCUUGAUGUCGAGGACAAGACUCGCAUCAGCUUCUUACUCGAUCGCCAACUGGAGGAUGAAGUGGAGCCGAAGCUCUCCAAGUGGUUUUGCCCCAAGCUGCCCUCCUCUGCCUACGCCGCGUUGAUCCAGUCGCAGCAGGACGACGGCUCCUUCCAUUGGCCCAAAGCGUUUUUCCGCGUCAUCGGAAAUGAGAAUGGCGAGACCUUGGUCGAGGUCUCCCAGCUGUUGUCCUCAGCCACAGCCCUUGCAGCGCUGCGGCGCUGCUUUUGGGGAACUGCAAAGUGGCGGCUUAUCGAGAUCAAGACGCUUGCAUACCUUCAAUCUCAACUCAAGGAUAACCUGAAGGAUGGGCAGCGGGCGAGCACGCUGGAUACAGCGGCCAAGGGCCAAAUGUGCGGGGGAGCAUCGGGGAAGGCAGUGGCCCUGGUUGCGGCGGUGCAGGGAGCCAAGGUGCGCGUUUACCAGAACGAGACCGCAGGCUGCGAUGCGGUACAAGUGCAGCUGACGGAGGACUUGAUGAAAACCUACUGCGGGGAAAUGACGCAGAACGGCGCGGUCUAUGGGCCGUCGGCCAAGGGGUGCCAUGAUGUGGACACGCCUUACGUGCGUCAGUCCUUGGCCAAUCACAUGUUCAGCCACUGCGGUGCGCACCAUCUCUACGACUUCCGCGCACCUGCGGAGAAUUGUUUCGAGUGGAGCGCCGGGAGCUCAUGCUGGGCACGAGGCUCAAACUGCCUGAGCCACCACGAGAAGACUACAGCAGUGAACCGCAAAAACAAGAUGUGCAAGGUGGACUGCGUCCCGCCGCAAGCCAGCCUUACCGAGAAGGUGACGAAAUCUUACUGCGCGGAGUUGGUGGUGAACGAUGCCGACUAUUCCCCCACGGCCAAGGGAUGCAAGGCGGAGGACACCUACUACGUGCGCCGCUCCAUCGCCAACAAGAUGAUGAACCAUUGCGGGGCUCAUUACCUCUACGACUUCCACACGCCCAGCAGUUUGUGCUAUGAAUGGCAUCAAGCUGGGAGUUGCUGGCACAGAGGCGGUGCGGAAGGGUGCAACACCCACAAGGAGCAGGCGAACAUGGUGGCGCGCAAGGCCACACUGUGUGAGAUCCCCAAGACCGUGCUGAAGGGCAAGCGCUGCAAAGGCACUCCUUUCACGUAUGACACGGGCAAGGGCUGCGAUGGUUGGUCCCAGCUUACGGAGCAGCAGUGCGUGGCAAAGUGCGAGGACAGCGAGACUGCGGCAAAAUGCCCUACUAAAGCAUGCAAGGCGGCGGCCUUUUAUCCAUCCAGCGGCCAUUGCCACCUCUACGAGUCUUGUACUGAGCUGGAGGUUGAGGAGUCGGCCAGUGCCAUCGUCGAUGAGGUGCCAAUGACCGGCAUCGAGGGAAAGAGAUGCAAAGGGACGCCAUACACGUUCAAUGUGGAUGCUGGCUGCGAUGGCUGGAAGGGCCUGACCGAGGCGCAGUGUGCCCAGAAGUGCACUGGCAACAUGCAAGCGGCCAACUGCCCCUCGAAGCUUUGCUUCGGAGCGGCGUUCUACAAAUCCACCGGCUGGUGCCACUUGUACGACGAGUGCGCUUCCAUGGAGAUGUCCUCUGACGCAGUCGCUCUGGUGCCCGAGGCAACACGGUGGUGCAAGGGCUCCCUCGUGGAGGUUUGGGAGUGCGACAAGGUGGAGACCGCCAAGUGCAGCCAGUCCUACACCAGGAGCUCUGACGGCAACUACUACGUCCAGUGCGCAGUCACGAGCAACGGACAGUGCCUCUCUGCGGGAGGUCUUUGCAAAGCGGAAUGA